Molecule: messenger RNA, 2716 nt
Organism: Anguilla anguilla (European eel)
Lineage: Eukaryota; Metazoa; Chordata; Actinopteri; Anguilliformes; Anguillidae
Gene: anxa6
Product: annexin A6
Exons: 25
Coding region: 321-2309 (662 amino acids)
Biological process (GO): mitochondrial calcium ion homeostasis; plasma membrane repair; growth plate cartilage chondrocyte differentiation
Cellular component (GO): focal adhesion; cytoplasm
Molecular function (GO): GTP binding; phosphatidylserine binding; chondroitin sulfate binding
Source: RefSeq, a predicted model, not a curated record
UUAGCGGAGCAGUUGCAGGAAGAUACAGUAAAGUCCAGGGCAACGCUAAGAAAAUAUAGUAUCGUGCUAGAUUACCGCUAUAUAAUCAUCCACGCCAUCCUCUGCCCCAGUAAAAUAAGAACGAGAGAGGGAAGCAUCCAGUGCGGCACGCCUACGUCACACCGUCCGAGAAAGAGAGCGAGAAGGAGCAGCUGUUAGCAGUUUAACGGGUGUCCUGCAGAUCUAGCGAAAAUAUCUGAUUCGCGGACGCACGUCGGUCAGUGAGCGUUAUUUAGAGAGGUCACAGUUACUUUCCCUGAGACACAGACAGAACAGAAGCCAUGGUAAAGGGAUUUCGAGGGACAGUGACGGACUUUCCCGGCUUUGAUGCCAGCAGCGACGCAGAGGCCUUGUACACUGCCAUGAAAGGAAUAGGUAGUGACAAGGAGGCCAUUGUAGAACUGGUUACUUCCAGAAGCAAUGCACAGAGACAGGAGGUAGUUGCUGCUUACAAGUCUCUCUAUGGAAAGGACCUGAUUGGUGACCUGAAAUAUGAGCUGACCGGAAAGUUUGAGCGUCUGAUUGUGUCUUUAAUGAAGCCGCCAGCAUACCAUGAUGCCAAAGAAAUUAAGGAUGCUAUCAAGGGUGUGGGGACAAACGAGAAGUGCCUGAUCGAAAUUCUGGCCUCAAGAACCAACAAACAGAUCCAUGACAUGGCAGCUGCUUACAAAGACGCUUAUGGCAGGGACAUGGAGGCAGAUAUUGUAGGAGACACCUCGGGCCACUUUAAGAAGAUGCUGGUGGUUUUACUGCAGGGGACCAGAGAUGAAAGUGGUGUAGUGAACGCUGAUCUGGUGGGGGAGGACGCCAGGGAGCUGUACGCUGCUGGGGAGGAGCAGUGGGGCACUGAUGAGGCAUCGUUCAUCAUGUUGCUUGGAAACCGCAGCAUCAACCAUCUGAGGAUGGUGUUUGAUGAAUACCAGGAACUCACAGAGAAGUCGAUAGAGGACAGCAUCAAGAGCGAGCUCUCUGGGGAUUUUGAGCGACUGAUGCUGGCUGUAGUGCAGUGCAUCAGAAGUGUUCCCAUGUUUUUCGCAAAACGCCUCUACAAGGCCAUGAAGGGCCUGGGCACAGCUGAUAACACCCUGAUCCGCAUCAUGAUCUCGCGCUCUGAGAUCGACAUACUGGACAUCCGGGAGUGCUUCCGUCUGCAGUAUGAGAAAUCCCUGUACAACAUGAUCAAGGAUGACACCUCGGGCGAGUACAAGAGAACACUGCUUCAACUGUGCGGGGGAGACGAUGAUCUAGCAGGAGAGUUCUUCCCUGAAGCAGCUCAAAUAGCCUACAAGAUGUGGGAGAUCAGUGCCAUGACUAAAAUGCAGCUGAGGGGUACGAUUCAUGCUGCAUCUGGCUUUGACCCGGGCAGUGAUGCCAAAGCACUCAGGAAAGCCAUGAAGGGAUUUGGCACAGAUGAGGAUACCAUCAUAGAAAUUCUGGCACACCGGAGCAAUGCACAGAGACAGGAGAUCAGACAGGCCUUCAAAUCCAGCUUAGGACGGGACCUGAUGAAAGAUCUAAAGUCAGAGCUGUCGAAGAACCUGUGCCGGCUGAUCUUGGGUCUAAUGAUGACUCCGGCAGAAUUCGAGGCCAAAAUGAUGAAGAAGGCGAUGGAGGGGGCUGGCACAGAUGAACACGCCUUGAUCGAGAUCCUUGUCACAAGAAGCAACCAGGAGAUUCAAGCUAUGAAUGUGGCUUUUGAGGAAGCUUACAAAAAGAGUCUUGAAGACGCCAUCACUUCAGAUACCUCGGGACAUUUCCGUUGCAUCCUGGUCUCACUGGUGCAGGGGGCACGUGAGGAGGGUCCAGCAGACAUUAACAAGGCAAUGGAGGAUGCACAGGAACUUGGCGAUGCGUGCAAUGCAGACUCCAGUGAAAUGGAAAUCAAGUUCAUGAGCAUUCUGUGCAAUAGAAGUUUCCCUCACCUACGCAGGGUCUUCCAAGAAUUCGUCAAAUGCACCAACAAAGACAUUGAACUAAUCGUUAAGAAGGAAAUGUCCGGUGACUUCAAGAAUGCAGUACUCGCUCUUGUACGGAGUGUGAAGAACCAGCCGGGCUACUUAGCCGAUCGUCUGUACAAAGCCAUGAAGGGUCUGGGCACUGAUGACCGGGCCCUGAUCCGCAUCAUGGUCUCCCGGAGUGAGGUUGACCUCUUCAACAUCCGCAAGGAGUUCAAGGACACUCAUGAUGUCUCCCUACACGAGUUCAUCCAGGGUGACACCUCCGGAGAUUACCGCAAAGCUUUGCUCCUGCUGUGCGGCGGGGAGGACUGAACCCCCCCCCCCCCGCCGCCCCUCCCCCAACACUCCAGAGGACCCUGCGACCUCUGCCCCCACCCCCCAGCACACAGUGAAAACAAGGGUUCCAGAUGCCUCCAUCAACAGCGCCGCUGCCAAACUGUUUCCGCCAAAUUGCUCCGACCAACUUCUGAGGUUGAAAUUGAGUGGAGAGAGAGGGACGGGAGGAUUGGAUUUUCUGUUCCUAUUCUGUAAACGUUGCCAUAGCACUGAACAUGCUAAACAGGUGUGCCUGUCUGAGAACCUGUAGACUGACAUGUGAAACAUACAGACGGGUCACCUCUGCUGUGUCCUGUAUUUACCUGUUGUCCUCACUUCCUGGUUUCAUGUUGAUGGCAUUUUUUUCUUACCCUCCCCGAUAAUAAAAGGAGUCCGUCCCACUG